Lactuca virosa is the source of this 474-nucleotide messenger RNA. NCBI's taxonomy places the organism in Eukaryota, Viridiplantae, Streptophyta, Magnoliopsida, Asterales, Asteraceae. The record is from the annotation of a GenBank genome assembly.
AUGGGCAUGACGGACGUCUUCAUUGGCUUGGUUAUAUUGGUGAAGAUGGUGAUCGACAGACAGACGAUAGUGGCAUUUGAUUUGGGGUUAGAGACGUUCAUUGAGAUGCCUCUUCCGGAUGCUAUACUAGAAUACUAUGGGCCGUAUUCUUUAGGAGUUUUGGGAGGGAAUCUUUGCUUUGUGACAUGGGUGAGUGAUGGUGUAUGUGAGGUGUGGGUGAUGGAGGAGUAUGGGGUGGCUGAGUCAUGGGUCAAAUGCCAUGUCUUCUCACGGUUUAGUGAUAAUGCAUGUUUAUUUGGAUUCACAUCACGCAAUGAGCUUCUUAUUGAAGAUGAUGAUUGUCAUCUUGUUUUGUAUCAUCCAGUUGCAGACAAGGCUAAAAACUUGGAGAAAUAUUGUCCUGGAAGAUUUGGUGCAAAUAGAAUCGUGGAGUAUGUCGACAGUCUUGUUUGGGUAGCACCUAACGCGAGAUGA